CAAGGACUGCAACUGUUUUCUACUCUACUAUCACCAACCUCACUAACCACCCGGCGAGAGUACCUCUUGAGUCCUCUGUUAUCAUGGCACUUCGCCAAUUGUCAUCGCCAUCGAUGCUGGAGAGCCUAAAUGCGGCCAUUAACGGACCUAUGCGUGCUUCCUUUGCACAACCUCUAUGGCGACCUUUACCACAAAUUCUUCCUCCUAUCCGGAUACCACUCGCACUCACCGGAAUUUUCAGUAUACCAUCUAUACUUGAGGGUAUAUGGGAGUCUAUACUACGUGCGGUUCCCAAAAAGAAGACCUCGUACAGGAAAAAGAGACAGCGACUAUUAGCUGGCAAGGCAUUGAAGGAUAUCACUGAGCUGAAUCGGUGCUCAGCUUGCGGUAGGGUGAAGCGAGCACAUAUCCUUUGCGCAUUCUGCGUUCAAUCAAUCAUAUCGAGUCGCGCGAGAAACCUCACAAAAAAUAUUUGGAGCCUUAAGCCUCUAUCUUCAAAGCACAAGUGGGAUCAGAAACCGAAAAAAUUGAAUAUGGAUGUAGAUGUAGAUGUCCAGUCAGUCGUCUCGACAAAUGCGAAGGAAGUGAAUGUCCGACCAGCUUCCACGACAAUGAAGUCGAAACAGUACCUCACCCUCCGAACGAUUGAAGACGCUCACGCUACAGACAUCUUUGCGAUUGCACCGACUAAAACCCAUCUCAUCACGGCAAGCGGUGGUUCCAGCUUACGCGUUUAUGACACCCAAUCGCCCGAUAUCCCACUCGUACAAGAGCUCAAGGGAGCACACAAGCUAGGAUGUCACCACCUGGCAACCAGUAAGAAUGGCAAGAAAGCGGCGAGUGCUGGAUUUGAGGGUAAAGUCAAGGUAUGGGUUGCUGGCGAAGGGAGCGAGUGGGUAGAGGCUGGCGAGAUCGUAGAUUCGAAUAAGGCGGGCGAAAUAUGGGCAGUUGCGCUCAGCGAAGACGGCAGUUAUCUGGCCAGUACAACGUACGAUGGGCGUAUCAAUGUGUGGGAUCUCAAGACAGAAGGUAUGCCAAAGAUAAGGGAAUACGAAACGAAGGGCAGCUUUGGCAUGUGCGUAGAUCUGUCUAUUGAUGGUCGAUUCACAGCUUCAGGUCAUGAAAAUGGAGGUGCAUACAUUUUCAAUAAUGACUCUGGGAGAAUGCUUCACUCGCUUCCAGGUCUUGUCAAACCUAUUCGCUCUGUAGCAUUCUCACCUCUAGGUACGCUUCUCGCUGCUGCUGGAGACGCCCGAAUUAUCGCCCUCUACGAUGUAGCCUCUGGUGAGCAAGUCGCUAACCUUUCUGGCCAUGGCGCGUGGAUCUUCAGUCUGAGUUGGAACGAAACAGGCGAGUAUCUCUUGAGUGGAGCCUCGGACGGUAGAUCAAAGGUAUGGUCUACAGAUACGAGACAAUGCGUCGCAACACAUUCCGAGAGCGACCAAACCAUAUGGUCUGUCACCUGGUUGCCGAAAACUGCUAGGAGCGAGAUGUUCGUAACAGCCGGAGCAAGUAGGGGGAUUUCUCUAUACCGCGAAGCUACCGGAGGCUGAGAGUCUACUCCGGCUCGACACAAUACCAACCAGGAGAUGAUCUUGAAGUGGUCGAUGUUGCUGGCCAUCUAAACAGACAAAUCAGGCUUCGUCCGAUAUGAUCUCUGAACACCCGCAGCAACGCCAGCAUCAAGAAUGCUGAACUUGCGAUGUAUUACGACCAAGACGAAAAAGUCGCGUGUCUGAAGGACCUUGCAUUAAGAACAGAGAGUAUAUAAGUAAAUCAAUCAUCACAGCUUCACAGAACACACCACGUCCGAAAUCCUAUCAACAUUAACCUAGUACUCCCUACGGGAACAUGGGUAUGCCAUUCUCAGCUUGUAGUACCU
Pseudovirgaria hyperparasitica is the source of this 1882-nucleotide messenger RNA. Its product is annotated as WD40 repeat-like protein. Gene Ontology annotation, molecular function: protein binding; structural constituent of ribosome. Gene Ontology annotation, cellular component: large ribosomal subunit; Cdc73/Paf1 complex. The transcript is spliced from 8 exons. Bases 84 to 1553 code for a protein of 489 amino acids. The record is from RefSeq and is a predicted model, not a curated record. Gene Ontology annotation, biological process: translation. NCBI's taxonomy places the organism in Eukaryota, Fungi, Ascomycota, Dothideomycetes, Acrospermales, Acrospermaceae.